GUUGUUGUAGGCUCCAGCUAAAAAGGGAAUUGCCAAGAAAUCCAUCAAACACACAAACAAUAUUUCCUAGUAAUUGAUAAUAAUGUCUUUGAAACAGAAACCUCCUUUGUAAAAAUGAGACUUCAAUUCAACAACCACAUUCUCAAUAAUCAACAACAACAUUAUUAUUAUUAUGGCAUUAAAGAUUUUAACACCAAUCUGGGUUUCUUCUAAUUACUCAUUUUCUCAAUUGGGUAUCUUUGAUUCUACCCAAAACAAGAAAAAGUGUCAACCUUUAAGUGUAAAGAUUCAAAAUCUUGGAAAUUUGAAGAAAUGGGAGUGUUUGGGAUUGAAGUUAGCAGAGCCUGAAAAAGCACAAACACAUGUUGAAGAUGAUAAGCCAUCUGAUUUGGGUUCAAGUUGUAUUGAUGACAAAAAUCAGAUCACUGAAUCUAAAGGUUUUCAUAAAGAUUUGAAUUCUUUGCCAAAGCCAUUAUCGGCAAGUGAUCUUGUCUCUUCUAGUAAUGAUGGCUCAAAGGUCCGAGUUGCUUACCAGGGCCUGCCAGGUGCGUAUAGUGAGGCUGCCGCUCUUAAAGCUUACCCAAAAUGUGAAACAGUUCCUUGUGACCAGUUUGAAUCUGUAUUCAAGGCUGUUGAGUUAUGGUUGGUGGAUAAAGCAGUACUCCCAAUUGAGAACUCUGUAGGUGGAAGUAUUCAUCGAAAUUAUGAUUUACUUCUCCGUCAUCGGCUGCACAUUGUUGGUGAAGUGCAGAUGAUUGUUAAUCACUGCCUCUUGGGUGUGCCUGGAGUAAGAAAGGAGGAACUCAAGCGUGUUUUAAGCCACCCUCAGGCACUCGAUCAAUGUGAGAUAGCACUGAACAAAUUAGGUGUUGUGAGAGUUAGUGCCGAAGAUACUGCACUUGCAGCUCAGAUCGUAGCCUCUGAAGGCAUACGAGAGACUGGAGCAGUUGCAAGUUCUCGAGCCGCCGAAAUCUAUGGACUUGACAUUCUAGCACAAACGAUUCAGAAUGAUUUAGAUAAUGUAACUCGUUUUCUGAUACUAGCAAGAGAACCUAUCAUCCCAGGAACCGACAGGCCCCAUAAGACGAGCAUUGUCUUUACAUUAGAAGAAGGCCCUGGGGUACUAUUUAAAGCAUUAGCAGUGUUUGCUUUGCGGGAGAUUAACUUGUCAAAGAUUGAAAGCCGGCCCCAAAGGAAACGUCCACUCAGGAUUGUUGAUGACCGCAACAAAGGGAGUGCCAAAUACUUUGACUAUCUAUUUUACAUUGACUUUGAAGCUUCAAUGGCUGAGCCCCGUGCGCAGUAUGCUCUCGGGCAUCUACAGGAAUUUUCUAGGUUUCUUCGCGUUCUUGGCUGCUACCCGAUGGAUACAGCAUUAUAAAUCGGGAGUUUUCUUGACCUAUAUCAGAAUAGAAACGAUCACCCAGGCCUUUGGCAGAUCUGAUAUAUCAAACCCUUUCUUUUAUUCAUUUUCUCAUGUUGCCAGCAAUUUAGGUGGUCGUUGCACAGCAAAAUUAAUUCGGAACCACUCCUUUUUUCUUUUAUAUAUUUUGUUUCCAUGUAUUUUGCGGAUGGAGUUGUUGUUUACUAGUUGUAAAAAAAAAGGUUUCAUGCAUAGUUUUGUGACAAUGGAUUCUUUGCAUCAUAAUGCACCUGGCUCAAAA
This is a messenger RNA of Erigeron canadensis, 1664 nucleotides long. RefSeq names its product arogenate dehydratase/prephenate dehydratase 1, chloroplastic. Gene Ontology annotation, biological process: L-phenylalanine biosynthetic process. The transcript is spliced from 11 exons. Gene Ontology annotation, molecular function: prephenate dehydratase activity; arogenate dehydratase activity. Gene Ontology annotation, cellular component: cytoplasm; chloroplast. Bases 173 to 1381 code for a protein of 402 amino acids. The record is from RefSeq and is a predicted model, not a curated record. NCBI's taxonomy places the organism in Eukaryota, Viridiplantae, Streptophyta, Magnoliopsida, Asterales, Asteraceae.